AUGCAUUGCUUUUUUGCUGAGCUGGAGCCGUCUAUUCCCGUCACGGAACAAAACCUGGCAGACCGAGUUCGGUACAUCAUGCGCUCGAAAAUAUUCGAUGAUGCCGAGCUCGAACGACUACGACGUGAGGCCAUUCCCUCAUCGAAUGAAUUGGCUACGGCUGGGGAUGAGGCUCCUCAGGCGACAGACCAGCUGCCACGAGUAGAAGCCGCCAUGGAUCUUCCAGUUGUGGGUGAUUCAGACGAUGAUGAAAUGGUCUCCCACGAACUAGAGCAAAUGAGGAGUAUAUUGGAAGAGGCGAUUUUAGAAACGCGCAGCAUGCCUCUCGAAAAUCGACCGCGACUUCCCCGCAUACCCCUAAGCAAGCGAAAUCGGGCUGUCGUGAGGGCUCUUCACCCAAUGCUGGUAACCUAUUUGGAAGCCAGCCGGGACCUUUGCGAGACGGACUCAGUUCUUUUUGGCGCCGCAGUGGCAGCUUGCCGUAUUAUUGGCGCCAAACUUCCCAUGGCUGGACGUGCUACUAAACAAAGUAGCGCGAUCCCAGCCUGGAGAAAAAGAAUUGAGGACCGUAUCGCAAAGGCAAGGGCCCUUAUCGGCAGACUGAUAAGCUUCAGGUCGGGUAAUAAUAGACCGAGGGUUGUGCGCACCGUUAGAAUGGCGUUUGCUGGGACAAAUAUCAGUUUGUCCCAGCCGGAUAUCACGCAGAAACUAACGGAGCGCAUAGACGACCUGAAGCAAAAGAUUGCCGCUUGGGGGAAGCGGAUUCGCCGAUUUACCGAGAGGUCAAGGCGGUUCAACCAGAAUCGUCUCUUCCAGAGUGAUCAGAAGAGGCUCUACAAAUCAUUGGAGCGACCAGAGGUAUGUGGAGCGGGCCCAGGACCGGAUCAGGCUAACACUGUCGCAUUUUGGCGUGGCCUGUGGUCAGAGCCCGUAAACCACAGCGAGGGCCCUUGGACGGAAGUUGUGGCGAGUCAGUGUGCGAGUAUUACGCCCAUGGACCCCGUCAUCAUAACGCCGGAUGACGUAGCUGAGGCGGUCCGUAGAGCCCCGAACUGGAAAAGUCCGGGACUCGACGGACUGCAUCACUACUGGCUGAAGGGGUUCAUGGUGUGUCACGCUGUGCUCGCCCGUCAGUUUCAAGAGGCUCUCAACCAGAAGUCGCUCCCUAGCCUCUUCACUACUGGGAUCACUCAUUUGGUUCCUAAAGACCAGCCGGAUAUAAUGCAAAAACUGACGGAGCGCAUAGACGACCUGAAGCAAAGAAUCGCUGCUUGGGGAAAGCGGAUUCGGCGAUAUACCGAGAGGUCAACACGGUUCAACCAGAAUCGUCUCUUCCAGAGUGAUCAGAAGAGGCUCUAUAAAUCAUUGGAGCGACCAAUAGUAAGUGGAACGGGCCCAGCACCAAAUCGGGCCGACACGGUCGCAUUCUGGCGCAGCCUGUGGUCAGAGCCCGUAAACCACAACGAGGGCCCUUGGACGGAAGUUGUGGCGAGAUGGACCCCGUCAUCAUAA
Messenger RNA from Parnassius apollo (apollo), 1512 nucleotides. NCBI's taxonomy places the organism in Eukaryota, Metazoa, Arthropoda, Insecta, Lepidoptera, Papilionidae. The record is from the annotation of a GenBank genome assembly.